Messenger RNA from Zychaea mexicana, 1254 nucleotides. RefSeq names its product mitochondrial carrier domain-containing protein. Gene Ontology annotation, biological process: transmembrane transport. The transcript is spliced from 8 exons. The record is from RefSeq and is a predicted model, not a curated record. Gene Ontology annotation, cellular component: mitochondrial inner membrane. Lineage: Eukaryota; Fungi; Mucoromycota; Mucoromycetes; Mucorales; Lichtheimiaceae. The coding region runs from base 29 to 1021 and encodes 330 amino acids.
AUUCUUCCUUUUCCGAACACCUUGUUCAAUGGCACAUGGCACAGAGCAACGUGAACGUAAACAGAAUCUCGGCUAUGUAAUACGUUCCGGAAUUGCAGGUGGCAUGGCAGGCUGUGUGGCCAAGACUGCAAUCGCACCAUUGGAUCGAGUCAAGAUUCUAUUUCAAGCGCAAAAUCCAGUGUUUGAAAAGUAUGCAGGAACGUUUACCGGCGCUUUUAAAGCCGGACGGGAUAUCAUCAAGCACACUGGCGUUUUGGGACUAUUUCAAGGCCAUUCGGUGACGUUACUACGAAUAUUUCCAUAUGCAUCGAUCAAAUUUGUUGCCCUUGAACAGUUUCGCGCACUAUUAAUACCAACAAAGGCACAAGAGACAGCAGCAAAGCAUUUCUUUGCUGGAUCACUUGCAGGAAUGACAUGUGUAUUAUUUACCUAUCCAUUGGACCUUGUACGUGUCCGGAUGGCCUAUGUGGUCAAGCAAGAGAACCGAAAACGGCCUACUUUGAUCGAUACCUGCAAACAAAUAUACAAAGAGCCUGCUGCAGCCUCGUCCACGCAUCUGUUGAACUUUUACCGAGGAUUUUUACCAACGGUGGCAGGAAUUAUACCGUACGCAGGCGUCUCUUUCUGGACAUAUCAUAUCAUGACUCAAGCGUUUCGUUUCGAUCCGACCAUUUCACCCUAUACACGCGCAUCUAGAAUAACAGACCCCGAAAAUCGACGUAUGAUGGAGAAACCGCCAUUGAAAACAUGGGCUGAAUUGUGUUGUGGUGGUGUCUCUGGAUUGGUUGCCCAGACAAGUAGCUACCCAUUAGAGGUGAUUCGACGGCGAAUGCAGGUCGGCGGAUUGCUUCAUCCAAACAAGUUUGUAGGAUUCAUGGAGACGGCUAGAAGCAUUUAUCAAACGAAAGGGUUCAAAGGGUUUUAUGUGGGCCUGAGCAUCGGAUACAUAAAGGUGGCUCCCAUGAUGGCCAUCAGCUUUGCAGUAUAUGCCCGAAUGAAAUAUCUUUUAGACAUAGAUUAAAAAUAUACGAUCAUAUUAUGCAACACACAACGUGCACUUGUAUUAUGUAUACGUGCUACUGCUGCCGAUGAUGAUGCUGAUACUGCUCUCAAAAUAUUCUCCCCCAAAUCCACUUCAUCAUGUGUCAUCAUCAAGAUAGAAUACAUGUUGCAAUGCAUGUUUCAGUGUUAUCUGAUGAAACCACACAUCAUUCCAGCUUAUCGCUGUGCAAGCACAAAAUGCUCGUUCUGCAC